Molecule: messenger RNA, 669 nt
Organism: Maniola jurtina (meadow brown)
Lineage: Eukaryota; Metazoa; Arthropoda; Insecta; Lepidoptera; Nymphalidae
Gene: mRpL21
Product: 39S ribosomal protein L21, mitochondrial
Exons: 2
Coding region: 98-622 (174 amino acids)
Biological process (GO): translation
Cellular component (GO): mitochondrial large ribosomal subunit; ribosome
Molecular function (GO): RNA binding; structural constituent of ribosome
Source: RefSeq, a predicted model, not a curated record
GUUGGUUGUCAAAUUGUGUAUUUAAGGUUAUGUUAUUUUGUAAUUUGUAUUCCCUAAAAUGUUUUAUUAAAAAUUAUUAAGAUUUACGGAUAUAAAAAUGAUCAGGGCCGGCUUACAACGUCUCGCUAGUGUAUUCAGUAGUCAAGGUGGAAUCCUCUCUCGAUUUAUAACACACAAUGCGCCAGCCCAGACCCAACCGGCUGCAGACACAACAAAGGACGUAAUAGCAACAUGUAACAAACUAAUUGAAGAAAAAUCUCAUCGCAAUUUCGCCAUAGUGCAUUUACUUGGUAAACAGUGGCGUGUCACAGACGGUGAUUUACUAGUGGUAGAAGGUUAUUGGCCACCAAACAUUGGCGACAAAAUAACAUUGGACAAAGUAUUGCUAGCUGCUUCCAAAGAUUUUUCUUUAAUCGGCCGACCAAUAGUCCAACCAGGCCUUGUAACAGUAACUGCAACAAUUAUAUCAAAGGGCCUUUCACACACAAGAACACAUUUCAAGAAGAAAAGAAGGAAGCAGUUCAUGAGGAUCAAUUUUCAGAGAGCGCAGCAAACUAUUUUGAGAAUUAACUCUGUAGAAAUACAAAAUAAGUUAAAUGAAGCUCCCAAGAAUGUAUUUUAGGUUGUAACUUAGUGCAAGUAGUUUUAAUAAAAUAUCUUAUACAGAAA